UUGAAUAAUGGACAAAAUGCAACGAUGAGCAGUGUCAAACAGAAACGAAGAAAAAACAUCUAGGAAUUUUCCGCUGUUGCUGCAGACGCUGGGACGGUGGUCGCCUACGGUUGCUUAGUUGCAGUAAAUCCUACGGGGGAAGGACGGCAAUGAGGAAAAGUAAGGUCAGAGGUUUCUUUGCUUGGACCGACGACGAGGUGGAACUGUUGCUGAAAGUAACACAUGAAUAUAAGGCGGUCAAGGCGGCGGAAAACAUGGAUUGGGAGUCGUGUCAAAGCAAAUACAGCGACAUAUUUGAGUGGUACGGGGAGCGUUAUCCGUCGCCGGAGGAAGCGAUGGCAAUGGGAAAGGAGUACCCACACAAGAAGUAUGAACUCACGAAAGGUCAAUUGACUAGCAAAGUCAAGGCCAUACGGAUGAGAUACAGGCAAGCGGUCAAUUUGGGUAGAAAAAGGAGCCGUGGGCGAGUAGUCUUACUCUAUUUUGACCUCUGUGAGUCCAUUUGGGGAGGAUCUCCAGCUACUCAUGCAAUAUCAGAGGGUAUCGAGACCAGCGACGUGGUGGUGGAAUCGAUCGCCAGCACACCUAACACUGGGUUGUCAUCUGUGCUGGGUGGGGACAGAUUUGCAAAGGAUGCCAUGUCGGCAGAGAUUGUGGCGAAUCGACGCCAGAGACUUGAUGCUACCCUGAGUGGCUACAGGAAAGAAAAACUCAAGAGAAAACAAUCCACAGAUUCCGUUGCACAGGAGGAUCUGGACAUUAAGAGGCAGCUCCUCCAACAAUUUGAGGAGACCAACCACGAGUUCGUGCAGAUUAUGUGCCAGUGGUCAUCAACAAUGGACCGUCUGACCUCUAAUGUCGAGCUGCUGGUGCAGCAUUUUGUGGGUACAAGUGGUUGUGUUAACAAUUGUGGUUGCAGUUGUAAACACAAUAUGGUUAGUAAAGAUCUGUCAGAAAAAUACAAGAGGCUGGUGAACCCAGAGGAGGCUCUGGAGGACUCCAAGCCUCCCAGGAUCAAGGAGGAACCCUUGAGAGACAUCUCCUUGCCAGUCAGUGAGGAGCCCGGGGUGGACCUGGCCUCUGGGGACCAGGCCCUGCCUGUGGGGGCACUGGGGGCCCAUAGAGAGAAGCCUCCUGCAGGCCUCGAGGCUGCCAACUCUCUGCAUGCCUGAGGUGGUGGCAGGGCCAACAGUUCCCCUCUAUGGCCACAGGUAAAAAUGAAGACCAAAGAAGAGGAGGAGGGCCAGGGAGCUGGGCCCCAUCAUCACCACCAUGGCGUCCGGGGGGCUGGCGUGUUCGAGGAGGGGCGUCCAUGUCGACCAUGAGCGAGUCUGGAGGAACCGUGGCGCCGUCACCUGGAGAUGCAGCAUCAGAUGGCAGUUACGCCUCACACUCAUCUGACUCUCUGAUGGGCACCUCGCCAGUCUUUAACCAAGACCAAGGAAGUGGAUGAAGAAAAUGUGAUGGUUCCCUAAUUAGCCUCUAAAAAGGGAGUUAUUUAUUCACCCAGUAACUGAAACCAGCAGCGACACUGAAGAGACAAUACAUUCACAGAUCCCAGCAAGUGUUCAGAGUUGGUUAUCCUACUUUCAAAGUUCAGUUACAUCUGAUACUUACAACAGUCUGACAAAUAAAAAUGUGGACAAACAAACAUAUUACGCACAACAACUUGGUGAAUGGUAGUGUUCACAACCAUAUUAAAAAGAACAAAAACAUGACAAGCCUUUAUGAGGGGCCAUUAAGGAGGGAGAAUGAACUGUUGAGGUGAUACAUAUGUAUUUUUGGGGGGGGACAAGUUUGUUUACAUGAAUAAAUUUGGGAAAUUUGUUGAAAAUGUUGAUCCUGAAUACAUGAGUUGUGUUUGAUACCAAAACAAUAAAUGUCAUCUUUUUGAGUAUAUAUUGUAGGCA
This is a messenger RNA of Lampris incognitus (smalleye Pacific opah), 1910 nucleotides long. RefSeq lists its product as uncharacterized. Lineage: Eukaryota; Metazoa; Chordata; Actinopteri; Lampriformes; Lampridae. The record is from RefSeq and is a predicted model, not a curated record. The coding region runs from base 150 to 1172 and encodes 340 amino acids. Gene Ontology annotation, cellular component: SAGA complex. Gene Ontology annotation, molecular function: transcription coactivator activity. The transcript is spliced from 4 exons.